AUUUCAGUUUGGUUGCCGUGGAGAUCGCGAUUAAAAAAGUUCGUUUUAAAUAAGUCGCUUGUAUUAGCAUUUUAAAAUAGCUGUUCUAGACUUCCAAUGGAUGCCAGUGUGGAGGAGAAUGCUCCUAGCCAAAGGGAUGCCGAGUGCAAAAUGGCUAAAACGGAGGAGUCCGAAAAGCCAUCAAAUAGUAUUGGAUUGCUCCCGGUUAUGAUAUUUCUGGCUGCCACAGUGACCACGGCGGUGGUGGUGGAACUCUUGCCGCAUGCCAGCAAGGUUUUCCCCUGGAACUCCGCAGAUUCUCUAGAGGAUCAGCGGCAGCCACCGCCCACAUAUGCGAUCUUCGGACGGAGUCCCACGGAGGAGCACCUGGUGCAUGUAAUCAAUGUGCUGCACCAGUUUGGCUACCAACGAGUGGGCGUCAACGAGAGCUGGAACCUGCUGUGGGCCCACGACUAUCCCUUUCUCUCGUUCGCCAACCUCAAGAAUCUCGGCCAGCAUCAGAUGGUGAAUCACCUGCCGGGCUGCGGUUACCUAACCAACAAGGUGGACCUCUGCACCACUCCGCUGCCCUUCCUGCCGCGUGCCUUUCGAUUGCCAGCCGAGCGGCAGGAGUUCCUGGACUAUGCCAGGAGUAAUCCCCAGGCUCUUUUCGUCCAGAAGCACAAUGAACACCGGCACAUCAAGGUGCGAGCUCCCGCUGACAUAGCUUUUGGCUCCAACGACUCAUUUGUCCAGGAGUUCGUGCAAAGACCCUUCCUGGUGGAUGGCCACAAGUUCGACAUCGGAGUCUAUGUGGUCAUCACCUCGGUCAAUCCCCUGCGAGUCUACAUCUACACGGGUGACGUGCUGUUCCGGUACUGCCCCGUGAAGUACCAUCCCUUCGAUGCCGAGAAUGUGGACAAGUACAUUGUGGGCGAUGACUACUUGCCCACCUGGGAGGUUCCCUCGCUGCGCAAGUAUUACAAUCGCUUUGGCGGCAGCAUGCGCACCGUUUUCGAGGCCUAUGUCCGGGAUCAGGGCAUGGAUCCCGCCAAGAUUUGGCCCCAGGUGGAGCACAUAAUCCGCACAACGAUUGCGGCCAAGGAGAAGGACAUCGUGAAUAUACUUAGCUCUUACAAGACUCACAACUUUUUCGAUCUAAUGCGAUUUGAUCUGUUCAUCGACGAGGAUCUGAAGGUCUUCCUCAUGGAGGCCAACAUGUCUCCAAAUCUCUCCUCUGCUCAUUUCAAGCCGAACUCGCUUUUGUACGAGCAGGUUCUCUACAGUGUUUUUAAUCUGGUCGGAAUUAGGCCACUCACUGCAACAAGUGGUUCAUUGCUUGCUGAAAGCAGCGAAAUGAUCACAGCCGAUAAAAACCUGGCCACUGACUUGAACAAAUGCGCUGCCCACGACUGCGACAAGUCCUGCAACAAGGAGGAGUGCGAUCUCUGCCUGCAUUGCCUCAGUGGAUCGCAGUACAGGAUGCUGCAGCAAGCUCAUCAGGAGCACCUGCAUCGCGUGGACAUGAAGCGCAUUUUCCCUCAGCCAAUUCGGGAUUUAAAGAGCUUCAAUCUCAAUGAGGAAAUUGCUAAUAUGUCAAAGAAAAACGCUUGGAUGACCCGCUGGUUCUACAACAAAUGCCAAUUCGAUGCUGUCUGGUGCAAUUAGAUAAUUUUAAUUGAAUAUUUAUGUAAAUAGUUCUUGCGACUUGGUAACCUCUUAUGCUCAGCAUUAGUAAAUUGGCCACCGAUUGUACUUAGUUUUAAGCUGAUAAAAUAGAAUGUUGUUAGUCAAGCAGUCAUUAGUAUUCAGUGCAAAUUGUGAACUAUUUUUAGCACCUUUAACCGGAGCUUGUUCUGCUCUUGGGUGCUUUAAUUGACAACGAAAACAUGUACAAAUUAUGCAAGCCGUCUUUAAUUCGAAUCCUUACCUGUAAAAUAACUUAAGCUAAAAAGGCUAUAUUUAAAUUACAUAGAUCUACAUUUAUAGAUUUCGGUAAUAAAAUUUACAUAAAUUUAUAUACCUAUCAAAA
Messenger RNA from Drosophila suzukii, 2011 nucleotides. The record is from RefSeq and is a predicted model, not a curated record. Lineage: Eukaryota; Metazoa; Arthropoda; Insecta; Diptera; Drosophilidae.